CCCCCUUCCCGGCUCCUCCUCUGUUGGACUUCUCGGUCGAUCGUCCCAAACUUUCCAGGCUUCCUGAAGCUUCGCUGUUUUAUGUGGCGAAAGCAUCGGCAGCGGGAACCGAUGGCGGAGGAGAGCGAGCUGUGAAAUGUGAACGAUGGUGCUGAUGACCGAGCAGGCGGACAGACCUCUGACCCCGUUAUCCGCACCGGAGCAACUUUCCGGCAGGGACUCCCGGGGGAGCCGCUCGACGCCAGAAGUGGACCAUGGAGGUGAGAAGAGACAGAGGAGGCGUGGACGUUCACCUGCAGACCUCCGGCUCUGUCUGGAUGCAGAGUCAGACACCUCAGAGAGCACGAAGAAACCAGCCGGCAGCAUGAGAUUCAAACCUGUGGAGCAGCUUUCACCAGUGCUCAAUCUAAGUGACUUUGAAACAAAGAUUGAAAGGAAGAAAUCACAGCCUACCCAGUUAUCAAAGACGAAUGCUCAGUAUCAUAAGUUAUUCAAAGAAGUCAGCAAAGAUGAAUUACUCAAACAAAGUUACACCUGUGCCCUGCAGAGAGAUAUUUUAUACCAGGGCAAAAUGUUUGUCUCUGAUAACUGGAUCUGCUUCCACUCCAAAGUCUUUGGCAGAGAUACCAAGAUUUCAAUCCCAGUAUUGUCGGUCACAUUCAUCAAAAAAACUAAAACUGCAUUGUUAGUGCCAAAUGCCCUUGUGAUUGAAAGUACUCAUGACCAGCAUGUGUUCGUGUCGUUCCUCUCUCGAAACACCACCUACAAACUUCUGAGAUCCAUCUGCCUUCAUUUGGAGGUGGAUAAGACUUGUAGCAGCCCCGUUACUUCCUCCUGUGAAAACAGCUUCAGAGUCAACUGCCCGUCCUCACUUCCUCUGGACUUUUCUGGAGACUUCUCUGACCUGGAUGGGGUGGUACAGCAGAGACGGCAGGACAUGAUGGAGAGCAGCAGCUCUGGCUCUCAGACUCCAGAUUAUGACAAAAUAACUGACUUCAGCGGCCUACCAGACACAUUUCUGAGUGCAGUGAAGAGCGGAGAGGUUUCAGUCCACGCAGACAUUCACCUUCAGACUCCGAGCCAAAAACAUGGAGCUGCUCUCAAGAACGGCUCAACCCAGCCAACCCAAGGAGUCACACUGAAAGGCAAAUCCUCACAAUCCAUGUCCUUACAUGUCAUCCUCCUCAUCUACCUGUUUCUAGUUAGCGUUCUUGUCUUGUCCUCCUGCUACAUGGCCUUCAAAAUUGUGGCUCUCGAGCAUCGUUUGAACUCCUUGGUUUCGAUGGGGGAACAAAUUCGUAAUGAAAAUAUCGGGAGCCAAAGGUCACAGGAUGAAGUUAAUGCUGAGAUAUAUGGGGAGCUGUCUACCAAUCUCUUCAAGCUAGAGAAGAUUCAAAGAAACCUCCGGAAGCUCCUUGAGGAGACUUAAAAGAAGACUCUUGUCUGUUUCUGUGUUUGGACAGAAGCUUUACUGUUUAUUAGAAAUAUUGUUUGAGCUCUGCAGAUUAGCAGAGAUCAGAUUAGUUGCCAAAGUAUCGACAGCUCAUACAGACAGCUUUUUUUCUUACUGUGUGAACUUAAACUGUGCAAUAUUAGCUUCCUUCACCUUUCCACUCAGGACUAUUCUAUCAUUCUUUUAAACAAAAAGCUGUGCUGUUAGACUGCCUGUGGUAGCAAAUAUGUCGUAUUUAUCUAAUUGCUUUUAUUCUGCAUUUCACAAUAGAGGUAUUUUAUUAAGGUGUCAGUUCCAAUGGUCCUAUUUCAGCGUUUCCAAACAUUUCUAAAAGGUCAGUUAAUGCUUUUCAGAUGUUUUCUUAGCACUAAAAUGUCAAUAAAUUUUAUUUAUAUGUAUGAAUAGCUCAUCUAUACGUGAAAAUUCAGAGUACUUUUGUAAAUGCUGUCAGGCUGCUUCAGCGCACAUGAGUAGAGUUUGUUUAGUGAAAAUAUGUUAAAAUCAUUAGCAAAUAGGAGCAAGUCAGAGGAGUUUAAAUGAUAGUUUUAUUCUAAAUAUGGACUUUCUACUAAAAGCAUUAACGUAAUUUGUUAAGUCUGUAGUCACUGAUAUGAUUAAAAUACUAACUUAAUUUUUUUUCUGUCAAGUGUUUAUUAGCAGACCAGUGAAUAAUUUCAGAAGCAGUAGAAGCUUUGAACUCUUUGGUUUACAUUUUGUUCACAGACUCUUACAGUGACUGUAUGACUGUCCAGAAAUAAAUGGCUCCUACAACA
Amphiprion ocellaris (clown anemonefish) is the source of this 2226-nucleotide messenger RNA. RefSeq names its product GRAM domain-containing protein 2B. The transcript is spliced from 14 exons. The coding region runs from base 146 to 1429 and encodes 427 amino acids. The record is from RefSeq and is a predicted model, not a curated record. NCBI's taxonomy places the organism in Eukaryota, Metazoa, Chordata, Actinopteri, Pomacentridae.